Protopolystoma xenopodis is the source of this 1011-nucleotide messenger RNA. The record is from the annotation of a GenBank genome assembly. NCBI's taxonomy places the organism in Eukaryota, Metazoa, Platyhelminthes, Monogenea, Polystomatidea, Polystomatidae.
AUGAACGAUAAGUCAACGACUACCAAUCCUCGUGGCCCUUUACUCUCCAUUUCGACAAGCGAAGACAAUACUCAGUGGCUGCAACUACGACAGGAGAGUCUUCUAUCUCGUCUAGUAACUUGGUCACUAGUUGGAAUUCUUCCUCCAAUUCGAAAACAACGGUCAAGAGGGUGGCAAUAUGUAGUCAGCUCUGGACUUCAGGGUCUAUUGUAUCUGGCCAAGUGUUGCCCUAACCAGCUGGCUUUCCAUCAUCUGCAGUUUGCCACAGGAUCCCUUGCCAAUCCUCAUAUGAGCGGAAGUUACCUCCCGAUUUCAGCUUAUUUUCCUCCAUCUGAUGAUUUUCCUAGUCAGCGUAUCAAUGAAAAUCAGGAUACAAUCUACCGUGGAUCUACACUUAACCAUGCUUCAUCCCUAACUCUUUCCUCUUUUGGGGUGCCUGACCUAACUCAACUUCACAAGCUCUAUAUCCUACUUGCCUGUAUGGCCUUCUCCGGCCGAGAACAUGUACAGCUUCAAGAUAAUUUGAUUAUUCUUUUGCGCCGACAACUGAUGCAUUCAUCUCCUCUUCUUAAGGCGAUUGGUAUCGUUGGUGCCAUUGCUUGUCUAGAAGUUCUCUGCCGGCGUCGACGUUCCUCUUAUACUGAAAAUUUGGUGUUUUCUGAAAGACCUUCAUUGCUCGGUAACUUUUCUGGCAACAUGGUGCCAUCACAGACACAAUUUGAUGCGGUAACUAGUCAAGUACUGUUAUUCGAUUCCAUUGAACGAACCAGAAACGUCGAUCGUUCUAGUGCCAUCAUCCGAUCAGACCAGAAUACAAGCAGCAUUUCAUCAAACAGUUGCCUCAGUCUACGAGGCCCUGGCACAAGUCUAGCUGACAAUACUGCUGAGGUCAAUCUUGCUGAGAUUGACGAGGAUUCUGAAACCGAUAUUGAGGAGAAAUCAGAUUCAGCAAGUGAGCUGGCCUUUAAUGAUCUUCGGGAAACUAGACACAGCAGAAAGUCGGGUGCCCAA